This is a messenger RNA of Auxenochlorella protothecoides, 264 nucleotides long. RefSeq names its product Histone H2A, gonadal. Gene Ontology annotation, molecular function: DNA binding; structural constituent of chromatin; protein heterodimerization activity. The transcript is spliced from 2 exons. The record is from RefSeq and is a predicted model, not a curated record. Bases 1 to 264 code for a protein of 87 amino acids. Gene Ontology annotation, cellular component: nucleosome. NCBI's taxonomy places the organism in Eukaryota, Viridiplantae, Chlorophyta, Trebouxiophyceae, Chlorellales, Chlorellaceae.
AUGGAGCGCCGCAUCGGUGCCGGUGCCCCCGUGUACCUGGCAGCUGUCCUGGAGUACCUGGCGGCCGAGGUGCUCGAGCUGGCCGGCAACGCCGCUCGCGACAACAAGAAGACCCGCAUCGUGCCCCGCCACAUCCAGCUGGCGGUCCGCAACGACGAGGAGCUGUCCAAGCUGCUCGCCGGCGUGACCAUCGCCGAGGGCGGUGUGCUCCCCAACAUCCAGUCGGUGCUCCUGCCCAAGAAGACCGGCAAGAAGGACGAGUAA